Messenger RNA from Sorex fumeus (smoky shrew), 3012 nucleotides. It is a transcript of the gene AP2A2, whose product is annotated as adaptor related protein complex 2 subunit alpha 2. The transcript is spliced from 22 exons. Gene Ontology annotation, biological process: clathrin-dependent endocytosis; intracellular protein transport. Gene Ontology annotation, molecular function: clathrin-cargo adaptor activity. The record is from RefSeq and is a predicted model, not a curated record. Gene Ontology annotation, cellular component: membrane coat; AP-2 adaptor complex. Bases 118 to 2934 code for a protein of 938 amino acids. NCBI's taxonomy places the organism in Eukaryota, Metazoa, Chordata, Mammalia, Eulipotyphla, Soricidae.
UGCGCGGCGGCCGCUCGGGCUGAGGCGGCUCCUGGGCGGCGGCGGCGACGGCGACGCGCGCCCCCCGCGUCCCUCCUGCCCGGCGCGCCCGCCGCGGCCGCUCCCCGGGGCCCGAAGAUGCCGGCCGUGUCGAAGGGGGACGGGAUGCGGGGCCUGGCGGUCUUCAUCUCGGACAUCCGCAACUGUAAAAGUAAAGAGGCAGAAAUAAAGAGAAUAAACAAAGAGCUGGCCAAUAUCAGAUCCAAGUUUAAAGGAGACAAGGCUCUCGAUGGCUACAGCAAGAAAAAGUACGUGUGCAAGUUGCUCUUCAUCUUCCUUCUGGGCCACGACAUCGACUUCGGGCACAUGGAGGCUGUCAACCUGCUGAGCUCCAACAGAUACAGCGAGAAGCAGAUUGGCUACCUGUUCAUCUCCGUGCUGGUCAACUCCAACUCCGAGCUCAUCCGCCUCAUCAACAACGCCAUCAAGAACGACCUGGCCAGCCGCAACCCCACCUUCAUGGGUCUGGCCCUGCACUGCAUCGCCAACGUGGGCAGCCGCGAGAUGGGCGAAGCCUUUGCUGGGGAGAUCCCCAAAAUUCUGGUAGCGGGGGACACCAUGGACAGCGUGAAGCAGAGCGCAGCCUUGUGCCUGCUGCGCCUGUACCGCACAUCUCCGGACCUGGUGCCCAUGGGCGACUGGACCUCCCGCGUGGUGCAUCUGCUCAAUGACCAGCACCUGGGUGUGGUGACUGCUGCCACCAGCCUCAUCACCACCCUGGCACAGAAGAACCCCGAGGAGUUCCGCACAUCUGUGUCUUUGGCUGUCUCCAGACUGAGCAGGAUCGUCACGUCGGCCUCCACGGACCUCCAGGACUACACGUACUACUUUGUUCCGGCGCCCUGGCUCUCGGUGAAGCUGCUGCGGCUGCUGCAGUCGUACCCGCCCCCAGAAGACCCCGCAGCACGAGGCCGCCUGACUGAGUGCCUGGAGACGAUCCUCAACAAGGCCCAGGAGCCACCCAAGUCCAAGAAGGUGCAGCACUCCAACGCCAAGAACGCGGUGCUCUUCGAGGCCAUCAGCCUCGUCAUCCACCAUGACAGCGAGCCCAACCUGCUGGUGCGUGCCUGUAACCAGCUGGGCCAGUUCUUGCAGCACCGUGAGACCAACCUGCGCUACCUGGCGCUGGAGAGCAUGUGUGCGCUGGCCAGCUCCGAGUUCUCCCAUGAGGCUGUCAAGACGCACAUUGAGACGGUCAUCAAUGCCCUCAAGACCGAGCGGGACGUGAGCGUGCGGCAGCGGGCCGUGGACCUGCUCUACGCCAUGUGUGAUCGCAGCAACGCGCAGCAGAUUGUGGCCGAGAUGCUGAGCUACCUGGAAGCAGCCGACUACUGCAUCCGGGAGGAGAUCGUGCUGAAGGUGGCCAUCCUGGCCGAGAAGUACGCUGUGGACUACGCGUGGUACGUGGACACCAUCCUCAACCUCAUCCGCAUCGCCGGCGACCACGUGAGCGAGGAGGUGUGGUUCCGCGUGAUCCAGAUCGUCACCAACCGGGACGACGUGCAGGGCUACGCCGCCAAGACCGUGUUCGAGGCUCUGCAGGCCCCAGCGUGCCACGAGAACCUGGUCAAAGUGGGGGGCUACAUCCUGGGGGAGUUCGGCAACUUGAUUGCCGGGGACCCGAGAUCCAGCCCCCUGACUCAGUUCCACCUGCUGCACUCCAAGUUCCACCUGUGCAGUGUGCCUGGCCGGGCGCUCCUCCUGUCCGCCUACAUCAAGUUCGUCAAUCUCUUCCCGGAGGUCAAGGCCACCAUCCAGGACGUGUUGCGCAGUGACAGCCAGCUCCGCAACGCCGACGUGGAGCUGCAGCAGCGUGCGGUGGAGUACCUGCGCCUCAGCACUGUGGCCAGCACCGACAUCCUGGCCACAGUGCUGGAGGAGAUGCCACCGUUCCCAGAGCGGGAAUCGUCCAUCCUGGCCAAGCUGAAGAGGAAGAAGGGCCGGAGCUCCGUGGGCGGCCUGGAGGCGAGCAAGCGGGAGCGUGGCGCCGACCUCAACGGGGGCCCGGACCCCGGCCAGGCCGUGGCCAGCGCCACGUCCACGCCUUCCCCGUCUGCAGACCUCCUGGGCCUGGGGGCGCCCUCUGCCCCUGCAGGGCCCCCCCCCACCUCGGCAGGAGGGCUGCUGGUGGACGUGUUCUCAGACUCACCGUCCACGGCAGCACCCCUCGCUCCUGGCUCCGAAGACAACUUUGCCAGGUUCGUCUGCAAGAACAACGGCGUGUUGUUUGAGAACCAGCUGCUGCAGGUCGGCCUGAAGUCUGAGUUCCGGCAGAACUUAGGCCGCAUGCUCAUCUUCUACGGGAACAAGACCUCCACGCAGUUCUUCAACUUCAGCCCCACGCUGCUGUGCUCCGACGAGCUGCAGGCCAACCUGAGCCUGCAGACCAAGCCCGUGGAUCCCACCGUGGACGGGGGCGCGCAGGUGCAGCAGGUGGUGAACAUUGAGUGUAUAUCCGACUUCACCGAGGCACCCGUCCUCAACGUCCAGUUCAGGUAUGGCGGCACCUUGCAGAACGUGUCCGUUAAGCUGCCGAUCACACUCAACAAGUUCUUCCAGCCCACAGAAAUGGCCUCUCAGGAUUUCUUUCAGCGUUGGAAGCAGCUGAGCAGCCCUCAGCAGGAAGUGCAGAACAUCUUCAAGGCCAAGCACCCGAUGGACACGGAGAUCACCAAAGCCAAGAUUAUCGGAUUUGGCUCUGCACUCCUUGAAGAGGUCGACCCCAAUCCUGCUAAUUUUGUGGGAGCUGGGAUCAUCCACACCAGAACCACUCAGAUUGGCUGCCUGCUGCGUCUGGAGCCCAAUCUGCAAGCCCAGGUUUACCGCCUCACGCUGCGUGCCAGCAAGGAGAGCGUCUCCCAGCGGCUGUGCGAGCUGUUGGCCCAGCAGUUCUAAGCGCCAGGACCGGCGGCGGCACCCGCCUGCUUCCUUGUUCUCGUCCUUGUCUCCGUCCCGUCUGAGUCCACGCCCACC